AUGGGUGCCGCGGGCCCCGCGUGCGCGGCGCACGAGCCGCUGUCGCGCGAGCCGCCGGUGCGCUCCGUGCUGCGGCACGUGCGGCUGGAGAACCUGGCGGCGGGAAUGAGCGGCGGCGUCCUGUCCACCCUGGCGCUGCACCCGCUGGACCUCGUCAAGAUCCGCUUCGCAGUAAGCGAUGGUUUGGAGCUGAGGCCAAAGUACAAUGGGAUUCUCCACUGUAUGAGCACUGUCUGGAAGCAUGAAGGACUACGAGGCUUGUAUCAAGGAGUAACUCCAAACAUGGUGGGAGCAGGGGCUUCCUGGGGACUUUACUUUUUCUUUUACAAUGCCAUCAAAGCUUACAAGAAGGAAGGGAAGAUGGAAAGUCUCAGCGCAAGCGAACACCUAGUGUCAGCUGCAGAGGCUGGAGCCAUGACUCUCUGCAUUACAAACCCAAUAUGGGUAACCAAGACUCGACUUGUGCUGCAAUAUAAUGCUGGCGUGGAUCCAUCCAAGCGGCAAUACAGGGGAAUGUUUGAUGCUCUUAUAAAGAUAUACAAGACAGAGGGCAUACGUGGCUUAUAUAAGGGAUUUGUGCCUGGUCUGUUCGGAACAUCACAUGGAGCACUUCAGUUCAUGGCCUAUGAGGAUUUGAAAGAGAGAUAUAACAAAUAUAGAAACAGAGUAUCAGAUACAAAAUUGAACACUGUGGAAUAUAUAAUGAUGGCAGCUGUAUCCAAAAUAUUUGCUGUGGCAGCAACAUAUCCCUAUCAAGUUGUGCGAGCUCGUCUUCAAGACCAGCAUAACACAUAUUCUGGGGUGUUCGAUGUGAUCCGCAGGACAUGGAGGAAAGAAGGUGUUCAUGGAUUUUACAAAGGAAUUAUACCUAAUGUGAUCAGAGUGACUCCUGCCUGCUGUAUUACCUUUGUAGUUUAUGAAAAUGUGUCUGGCUUUUUACUUGGUUUUAGAAAAGAAAAUAAUUAGAAGUAUGAACUUGUGUUCCUAGGAAGGAAUCUAUAUUUUUUAUAUUUAUGAUCUGAGAGAAGUUUAGUUCAACAGUCUUUCUUUGACACUGUGACUUGAUCCAGUAUUUUGAGGAAAGAAUGUGGAGACAAUAAACCCUGCCAACAUCUCUCCUGUUGGAUGUUCCUGCAUUGCUGCCUUCCUCUCUGAAUCAGCUGUGUCUGCUUGAAGCAGAUGUCUGCAACUGUGAAAUAAUAGUGCUGUCACUGGGUGAAGGCAGCUGCACAGCAAUUCCAUUCAUCCUGGCCUGCCUGGAAUAACCCACUAAACAGUUUCAACAAGUCUCAAGAUAACAACAGUUGGUGAGAUUCUGGUCCUGCACAAGUGGAAAAGUUCAUACAAAAACAACCCUGGGCCUGUCAAAACUUCCUUAAAUCUCUGAGUCUCAUUAAAACAAGAAAUGUCAUUGCAUCCACCUCUGUGUUAUUCGUCAGAUUUUAGGAUACGGAAUGCUCCAGACUCCACUGCUCAUCCAACACAAAAAUGCUGCCUCAGUGGGGUGCAGUUCGGAAACUGAAAUUGUUUUUUUAAAACAGCUGUCCAUUCUUGGGUUUAAAUAAUUGCAAGUCUGAUGAAAUUCAGUUCUUGUCUCAUACCAGGACAGACUUGCACUGUGGUUUUUGACUUGGUUUUAGCAGCAGACCUAUGUGCUAAAACUGCAUGUAUUGCUGGCUACUUAAUUCAUUUUCUCUCUUUCAUUCUCUCUCCAUCUCUCUCUGUGCCAGUCUAUCUCCAUUAAUGAUAUAUCUGACCAAAUAUUACUAAGUAAAUGCAUAUUUGAAAGUGGGCUUACAUUUUAUAAAUGAGGAUUUUUUUCCUUGUAAUCUCAUAGUGAUGCAGUGUUCAAAGCGGUGUAAUAACAGAUAAGACCACGCUUGCUUUCAGUAAUACUCGCUGGAAAAAAGGGUUUCUAGUCUAGAAAAAUCCUGUGCAUGGGACUAUUUUCAAGAAAACCAGAACAAUCUAUUAAUGUCUUCUGAUUUGGUUUAAGGAAAAGAUUGUUAAUAUAUUGAUUGCUAACUUACUGAUAAAUUAAAUUAUAGUACAUCUCAGUAAAUUUGUAUAAUAAUUAUGUUUUUUUUCCACACCAAUAAUUGUCGUCAAGGGUAUGUACUUUUUAGAGUUCUGGGUUUGGUGGUUUGGGGUAAGAUAUUAAGUAUCUAGUAAGUAUCAUUUAACUAGGAAAUAAGUUAGCAAAGGCUAUCCAGCAGUUAGGGGGAAAUCAUCAGUUACAUAGGGAGCAGAACCAUCACUUAGAGAAGUUUCCUGUUUACCAGUCUAACCUAAAGGGGAAGGAACAUUUUUUAAUAAAAAUUUAACAGAUUAGGGACUUGGUUUAAAUUUUAAGUAAAAAUCCGUGAAGCUACAGAAACUACUCAGUAUUUUGAAUCUUUGUUCAGCAAUGCAUUUGCUUGUUUUUUUAGCUACUAUUGCCACAUACCACAUUUUGUGUAUUACUAACUUCAUUAAUAAUUUACACUUUCUCUUCCACAAUCCCAUCCCCCUCUACUGAUAUGAUUGAUAAUCUCAUCAGAAGGAAUAAUCUCAUCUGGGCCAGUAUGGCUGCUUUGGUUUUUAUUACACAAGCUUCCAUGUGUAUUUAGCUGAAGAUAAACUUACUGGAAGUUUACCAUGUAAAUUAUGUAGAUCCAUAACAGCAGCUUCUCCCUUUGGAGGGUGCUUACCAGGGUUUGUGUGUUUCAUGGUACACAGAAUGAAUUUAAUGAAACACUGAAUUAACCCUACCACCCAGGGUCCAAAAUGUAUUGUGAAGACUAUGAAAACAUGAGAAGAGAAAAAGCUCUGCAUGUACUGCCCUGGCUCAGUGUGCUGUGGGCCCAGGACUGCUUCCUCGUGCUUCAGGAUAAAUGCAAAGACGGGCAGCGAGCGCACGCACAAUCCCUCACUGUAAGUUAACUGAGCUUCUGUAAGCUCACACCACAGCUCAGCUCAUAGUAACCUGUUUGUGUUCAGAUCCCUUAAAACCAUAGUCCAAGCCAGUGAAAACAUUACAGUUCUUCAGAGACAGAAUACCAGCUGUGUAACUUGCUGGCUUGCAGUAAAUCUCAUGCACCAUCUUGCAGCUGGGCAAGCCCAAGUGCUCCCCUCAGUGCAGAUAUCCUCCCCUGGUACCUGCAACUACAGCUACAGGCAAGAGCUACCCAUCUGAGAGAUGCCUGGGGGAAAUCUUACAGCCUGUUCAGAAAAGAUGAGGUUUAAUCUUAAAUAGCUGAAACAAAUUCAUUAUCUCAGAUUUAAUGGGGUUUUUUUCCUUCUAAUUUCUAGGAAGAGUGGAGAUUUUUGCAUGUUGUACAUGCUUUUCAUGGGGUUUUUUUUUUCA
Molecule: messenger RNA, 3346 nt
Organism: Poecile atricapillus (Black-capped chickadee)
Lineage: Eukaryota; Metazoa; Chordata; Aves; Passeriformes; Paridae
Gene: SLC25A32
Product: solute carrier family 25 member 32
Exons: 7
Coding region: 1-966 (321 amino acids)
Biological process (GO): folate import into mitochondrion; nucleotide transport
Cellular component (GO): mitochondrion
Molecular function (GO): folic acid transmembrane transporter activity; FAD transmembrane transporter activity
Source: RefSeq, a predicted model, not a curated record